Plenodomus lingam JN3 is the source of this 1458-nucleotide messenger RNA. RefSeq lists its product as uncharacterized. Gene Ontology annotation, cellular component: cytoplasm. NCBI's taxonomy places the organism in Eukaryota, Fungi, Ascomycota, Dothideomycetes, Pleosporales, Leptosphaeriaceae. Gene Ontology annotation, molecular function: mannosyl-3-phosphoglycerate synthase activity. The record is from RefSeq and is a predicted model, not a curated record. Gene Ontology annotation, biological process: mannosylglycerate biosynthetic process.
AUGUUCAAAUUAUCUUCACUUCCUGUGGAUAUUCGAAAAAUACUCAAGGUCAUUGUGGAUCAUAAGACAACUCAUAAGUGUAUGCUUAUGGCUCUCGCAAUAGGCAUCAUGAUUGACACCAUCUGCACAUACAAUAUCUCAGAUAUGAGGAUUUCUCUUGGAAGUACCUCGGCUCGCUGCGGCAAUGUCGAAGUCCACGAGUUGGCCCGCGUAAUCGAACUCGAUGCAGGCCAUCAUUCAGAAACUAGCUUCCGUGUCGCAGACACUUCAACCGGCACAGUCAGUCAACGAAACAUAUCCUUUCCUGAGGCCGCGCUUCGUGACAUCGAGACAAAGCUCGCUAUAGUCAUACCCUGUAUGAACGAGGAGCUGGACGUUCUGGAUGGAGUCCUCCACGGUAUCCCACACGAAUGUUUCGUCAUCCUCGUCUCCAAUAGCUCACCGCGCAACUUCUUUGCAGAAUCCGAACUCCUCCAAGAUUUUUGCAGUCGUGCAGGACGGCUGGCCAUCAUCGUACACCAAGGCGAUGAAGGCCUUGCAAAAGCUUUCUUCGCUGCAGGCAUGUCCGACCUCGUCACUGAGACCAGUCUUUUUCCGUCGGAGGAGCAGAGGCCCACCUGUCGGAUCCGCAAUGGCAAGGGGGAAGCCAUGAUUAUCGGGACUGUUAUAUCUAGAAUGAUUGGCAAGAAGUUUGUCGGUUUCAUCGAUGCUGAUAACCUAGCCGCAGGCGCCGUACAUGAGUACUGUAAAGUGUAUGCUGCGGGUUUACACUAUGCACUUUACUCUUCCAACUCCAAUCACCCGCCUCACGCCAUGGUCCGGAUCAAGUGGAAUUCCAAGCCCAAAAUUGAAGAUGGAAAGCUGGUUUUCGAAAAGUCGGGACGAUGCUCGCGGGUAGUCAAUGAAUGGAUGAAUCGUGUCUCCAAUGAGAUCCAUCAGACAAGCCUCGAGGACGCGAUGGCGCUGGGUUUAAAUGUGAUAGAAACUGCGAAUGCAGGUGAACACGCAAUGACUAUUGACCUGGCGAUGAAGUUGCGGUUUGCGACUGGAUAUGCGGUGGAGCCCUUUCAACUCAUCAGUAUUUGGGAACGGUUCGGAUCGCAAGCGCCUACUUCGCCACCCCUCUCACGAGAUGUCCAAGUGCUCCAGGUUGAGACGCGCAACCCGCAUUUCCACAACAUCAACAAAGGAAUCGAGCAUAUCGAGCAAAUGCAAGUCCAGGGGCUGGGCGUGAUAUAUCAUUCGCAACUUACUCCACCGCAGUUGAAAGAAGAACUGCGCGCGUAUGUGAAAGAGAAGUUUCCCAAUGCGGUUGAUGGCGAUGGGGUACCUGAGCAGGCUCGUGCAUACCCGCCUAUUGAUAUGAUGAACUUUGAGGUCUUUGUGGCGGAGCUGAAGAAGCAUACAGAUGCUAUGCGAAUCGUCGGCAGCCCAUGCCCUGCUGAUCAAAUCAAAUAA